CCACUGUAAUUUCUGGAGUCAGCAAGUAACAGAUUUAGCCAUGCUCGGAUUAAGCGUGAAUUGGAAACUGGCGAUAGAAUGUUAAUGAUAUGCCGGGACAAGCGGAGCCAAAUUCAACUCAGGCCCCACCAUUCACAUGAACAAAGAGGCAAAGGGGAGGGGGAGAGGAGGGAAACGAGGACACGUCUGUAACGGCACCACUCGUCUGUAAAUUCCUGUUUGUCUCUCGGUUUUCUGGUACGCUCCAUUCCUGUAGCACGUCUGCGUGCCUUUAUCACGUUACUGUGUGCUGUGUAGCUCAACGCGAGUCCCCAGUCACCGUGACCCGUUUUCUCACACUGGCCUGGCGUAACACUGAGGUGCUUUGUGAUUGUUGUGAGACGCACCGAUAAGAGUGGGAGGCGCAGUCAUUGAGGUAGUGUAGCGGUGACCCGGUGGUUUUGUUUGUCCAAGGAGCGGCGCGUCGUCGUUCUGCAAAUCACCGGCAUUGCUUCUCUGUUGCAGACUCCCGCCAGCUGAAGUGAAGUUUCCCUCUCGCUCCGAGAGACGGGUAUGUCUGUAGUGAGAAGUCUGUCACCGGACAGGUAACAGGUGUGUUGGUGCUGACAUGGCAAUACUGCAGCUCCUGUUUCCGAUCAUUGCCCUCCUCAUCGCCGGGGCAACCGCACAGGACCAUGAGUGGCACUUCAACUCAGCUCAGUGUCGUUACGCUCUGGGGAUGGAAGACGGCACUAUUCCGGACUCGGCCAUCACCGCCUCCAGCGCCUGGUCCGACUCGACCGAGGCCAAACACGGCAGGCUGAGUACCGGAGCGGGUGAUGGGGCGUGGUGCCCCAAGGGCUCGGUCUUCCCCCACGGCACUGAGUUCCUCCAGAUCGACCUGCGCUCGCUGUACUUCCUGUCUCUGGUGGGCACGCAGGGUCGCCACGCCGACGGGCACGGCCGCGAGUUCGCCCGCAGCUACCGCCUCCAUUAUUCCCGCGACGGACGCCAGUGGCUCACCUGGAGAGACCGCUGGGGCCAGGAGGUGGUGUCGGGGAACGAGAACACGUACGACGUGGUUCUGAAGGACCUGGGCCCGCCCAUCGUGGCCCGCAUGGUCCGCUUCUACCCGCUGGCCGACCGGGUCAUGAGCGUCUGUCUCCGCGUGGAGCUGUACGGCUGCCUGUGGAACGACGGGCUGAAGGCCUACACGGCCCCGGUGGGUCACGUCAUGCACCUGUCCGGCGCCCCCAUCUACCUGAACGACUCCACCUACGAUGGCAGCACCGAAGCAGGGGUGCAGUUCGGGGGUCUGGGACAGCUGUGCGACGGGGUCCUGGGAGGCGAUGACUUCACCGAGAGCAAGGAGCUGCGGGUGUGGCCCGGGUACGACUACCUGGGCUGGAGCCGGGAGGCGCUGGGGCAGGGCAGCGUGGACAUCGAGUUCCACUUCGAGAAGACCCGCACCUUCCACACCAUGCAGGUCCACAGUAAUAACAGGCACUCCCAGGGCGUGCGAGUCUUCAGUAAGGUGGUGUGCCAGUUCAAGGCGGGGCUGCUGUCGCCCUGGUCGAGCCCGCCCCUCACUCUCCAGGUGCCCCUCUCGGAUCUGAAGGACCCCUCCUCGCGCCCCGUCUCCCUCCCCCUGGGGGGGCACCCCGCCCAGAUCCUGCGCUGCCAGUUCGCCUUCGCCGACCGCUGGCUGCUCAUCAGCGAGAUCUCCUUCUACUCCGAGCCGUUCGAGGAGCCGCCUCAAACGGGCGAGGUGCCGCCCGUGGUGCCGCCCGCCCCCCCGACCACCUCGCCUCCGCCCACCAACGCCUCCACCACCCCUGCCCCCACCCCCACGGCCACCUCUCCCAAACACACCAGCGCCCACAGUGACCCCCCCACUACCUACCCAGCGAUCAACAGCACAGCCAACAGCUCGCUGUCAGGUGUGGAAUUUGCAGCCAUGACCCCAAGAGCAGGGUUACCAGUUGCCAAGGACGACAGCAGCAAUACAGCCAUUCUGAUUGGCUGCUUGGUGGGCAUCAUCCUCUUGCUAUUGGCUGUCAUCGCCGUUAUUCUUUGGAGGCAGUACUGGAAGAAAAUUCUGGGCAAGGCCCAGGGCAGCCUCUCCAGUGACGAGAUGCACGUCCACCUGUCGGUCCCCUCCGACAACGUGGUGAUCAACAACACGCACACGUACUCCAGCCGCUACCAGCGCAUACACACCUCCCCCGAGGAGCGGGAGCGGGACGCCGAGGGGGAGUACCAGGAGCCCAGCGCCCUGCUGCGCCCCCGCGAGGACCGCGACAGCACGGCCUUGCUGUUAAACAACCCAGCCUAUCACCUGCUACUGUCUGACCAGCGGCAUGACCCAACCUGGCUGCACAACUGCACCAGUGCCCAGGAAAAGACACACAAUGUAGCACCGCAGGCGUGUGGGUUUGACCUGGACGAGAAGGUCCCGCCCGCCCAGGAGGAGCCGCCCCCCUACCCGGGGGCCCCGCCCUACCCCCAGCUGCCCUCGGUGCCCCCGCCCCUCCUGCUGGCGUCGGGCCCCGCCAGCGUGCCGCACUACGCCGAGGCCGACAUCAUCAGCCUGCAGGGCGUCAGCGGCAACAACACCUACGCCGUCCCCGCCCUGUCGGCCCCCGCAGAGUGCCCCCCCCUCCCGGAGCUGCCCCGCCACUUCCUCGUCUUCAAGGAGAAGCUGGGCGAGGGGCAGUUUGGAGAGGUGCACUUGUGCGAGAUCGAGAACCCCCAGGACCUGCCCAACCUGGAGUUCCCCUUCAACGUGCGGAAGGGGCGCCCCCUGCUGGUGGCCGUGAAGAUACUGCGGCCCGAUGCCUCAAAGAAUGCCAGAAAUGACUUCCUGAAGGAGGUGAAGAUCCUGUCCCGCCUGAAGGACCCCAACAUCAUUCGGCUGCUGGGCGUGUGCGUGAGCAGCGACCCCCUGUGCAUGGUGACGGAGUACAUGGAGAGCGGGGACCUCAACCAGUACCUCUCCCAGAGAGUCCUGCUGGACAAGGCCGGGCCCUCACACAGCAGCCCCACCAUCAGUUACCCCGCCCUUAUCUCCAUGGCCAGCCAGAUCGCGUCUGGGAUGAAGUUCCUCUCCUCCCUGAACUUUGUGCACCGCGACCUGGCCACCCGGAACUGCCUGGUGGGCGGGGGGCGGGACGGGGAUCAGGAGAUCAAGAUCGCCGAUUUCGGGAUGAGCAGGAACCUGUACGCUGGAGAUUACUACAGGAUCCAGGGCCGCGCGGUGCUGCCCAUUCGCUGGAUGGCCUGGGAGUGUAUACUCAUGGGGAAGUUCACCACGGCCAGCGACGUGUGGGCGUUCGGCGUGACCCUGUGGGAGAUGCUGAGCGUGUGCCAGGAGCAGCCGUACUCCACGCUGACCGACGAGCAGGUCAUCGACAACGCGGGGGAGUUCUUCAGGGACCACGGGCGGCAGGUGUAUCUGACCCGGCCGGCCGUGUGUCCCCAGGGUCUGUACGAGCUGAUGCUCAGCUGCUGGAACCGGGACUGCAAGCUCCGCCCCGCCUUCGCUCACAUCCACUCCUUCCUCACCGAGGACGCCAUGAACAUGGUGUAGAGAGAGGAGAGCGAUUCCCCCCCCAUCACUCCUGAGAGAGAGAGAGAGAGAGGGAGGGAGAGAGGGAGAGAGAGAGAGGG
This is a messenger RNA of Anguilla anguilla (European eel), 3648 nucleotides long. RefSeq names its product discoidin domain receptor tyrosine kinase 1 (gene ddr1). The transcript is spliced from 19 exons. Gene Ontology annotation, molecular function: protein tyrosine kinase collagen receptor activity; ATP binding; collagen binding. The record is from RefSeq and is a predicted model, not a curated record. Gene Ontology annotation, cellular component: signaling receptor complex; membrane. The coding region runs from base 608 to 3568 and encodes 986 amino acids. Gene Ontology annotation, biological process: cell surface receptor protein tyrosine kinase signaling pathway; protein phosphorylation; positive regulation of kinase activity. Lineage: Eukaryota; Metazoa; Chordata; Actinopteri; Anguilliformes; Anguillidae.